CUCAACUUUCUACUUCAACAACUACAACCACGCUCGUUAGCGUUCAAUUUCGAUUCUAUCCAAAGGAAAGGCUAGACGAGACAGGCUCCAAAAAGCAAGGCUCUGCCACAUAGACAUGUCAUACAACCUCUCGGUCAUCGUGUACGGUCCUGGUGAUGAUCCGAACCACCGCUCCCACUGGGCUUUCGCCUUCCAUGCGCCCGGCUCCUCGGUCGGCAACAUUCUCCAUGUCACUCUUCUCGACCUCAACAAACUCGUCUAUGCUUUCGAAAAGCGCAAAGGCGUCGAGGUUCAGUCUAAAUCAUCCGAAGGCUACUUUACCAUCGCAACCUUGUCGCUAGAGCAGUAUCAACGCGCGGAUCGGAUCAUCAGUCAGGAGCCGGCUCCGAAUAAUGGGAAGGACAGGUGCCAAGAUUGGGUGCAGAAUUGUAUCAUUGCACUCGAGGUGGAAGAGAUUGUUCCGCCAGGGACGAGCGAGUGGCUUGGAGGGUUGGUGGCACAGCCAGCGGCGACGGUGGCGAGUAAGACUGGGUCCCGCUGGGUGCGUACGGUUCGUUAGAGGCGCCUUGAGCAUGGCUGUCAAGUACUGGAUGAUUUCGAGUAAGAUAUUCGACUCAAAAGCCACUGUAUAAUACAAGUGCUCGAUCCAGCUCUUUCAGUAUAUGAUACUCCGCCUUUGCAUCAUCGGGGAAUACAUUGUCGAGUAAUUUGAUCCAUUCGGGUUGUCGAGCUCGUA
This is a messenger RNA of Trematosphaeria pertusa, 736 nucleotides long. RefSeq lists its product as uncharacterized. NCBI's taxonomy places the organism in Eukaryota, Fungi, Ascomycota, Dothideomycetes, Pleosporales, Trematosphaeriaceae. The transcript is spliced from 2 exons. The coding region runs from base 116 to 559 and encodes 147 amino acids. The record is from RefSeq and is a predicted model, not a curated record.